GCAGAGCUUUCUACGCCGGGUCAUGCACCACCCAACUCUCCAUUCAGCUCUUCAUUAACUAUUGCAGCUCUCCGCCGGGUAAUAAACACAUUACGCAGCUCUGAUUACUUCUUAACAUCCUCUUACGGUGUUACCUCCAUGGAAUUUUAGCAGCUCUGAAGCAGAAGUUUGCCACUUAUUUCUUCCUGCGAUAAUCAGCAUUAACGAAGCGGACUACUACUGCCAUGGCUAUUAACACAGAUGCACAGUAUGAGAAGGCACUGGGGGGAUCAGGUAAUCCAUUGCCUGCAGACUCACAUGAGACUGAGAAGCUACUCAUAUCUGCCUCUGAGAUGAAGGAGGAGAAUGGCAUGAAGAAGUCUUUCUCAGUGACCAUGUCCAGUGACAAGUCCAUGGGGGACUUAGACCAGAACGGGCACAGCUUGCCCUAUAAGUCGGUAUCUGCAGGGCAGCUGGAGUCAGCCCCACUCUCACCCUCCAGGGCAAGUCUGGCCAGGGCUUCUUCUACAGCAACCACCAACGCCCCGGACCAGGGCAGGCCCACCGAUUAUCUCGUCCUGGCUAUCUUCUCCUGUUUCUGCCCUGUGUGGCCAGUCAACAUAGUGGCUCUGGUUUUCUCUAUCAUGUCACGGAACAGCUUGCAGCAGGGAGACAUGGAUGGAGCCAGGAGAUUAGGACGCCUGGCCAGGCUUCUAAGCGUGGUGUCUAUUUUGCUGGGGCUUAUUAUCAUCGUCCUCUGUAUCCUCAGCUUUACAGUUUUCCAAUAGAUCUUGCAGGUGGGACGGAAGUGAGAAACGGAUUCGUCCAUGGCCUGCCUUUUCCUUCAGACACUUUCUUGAGCCCUCACCGCAAGAGUAUCUUACAUUUUGGAUCAUUGUUGGAGGAAGGAGCAGGCCUUACUCUGCCCAACAUCCAAGGGAUUGCAUGCAGCACUUUAUACACCCUUGGGAAUUGACACAGGAUUUACAGCACACACAAACAAA
Messenger RNA from Spea bombifrons (plains spadefoot toad), 983 nucleotides. It is a transcript of the gene TRARG1, whose product is annotated as trafficking regulator of GLUT4 (SLC2A4) 1. The transcript is spliced from 3 exons. The record is from RefSeq and is a predicted model, not a curated record. Gene Ontology annotation, cellular component: membrane. Lineage: Eukaryota; Metazoa; Chordata; Amphibia; Anura; Pelobatidae. The coding region runs from base 225 to 767 and encodes 180 amino acids.